GACGAAUAUCGUCGAGAAUAUAACGACAGAAAAUACCUAACUAAAAGUUGGGUCGUCUCGAAACCCACAGCGAUCGGGAGUUAUAAUUAAUUCCAGAGGGUAUUUUGCGAUUUUGAAAGAGGGGGCAGCACAAAGUAAAAUCAAUAUUCAGCCGGGCCCCCCUUAGUGUACACAUUCAAAGGGCGCGGUAAGUGUCGUGUGCCGAGUAAGCUUUAUAGUUUCUCUACAUUACCGACAAAAACAGUGUAAAUAAUUAAGAAAAUGAAAUGUGUUUAAUGUGAUUUUAAUUUUAAAAUAACAGUGUGGUGUAUAGUUAAUUCGGUAACCUUACGAACAACGAUGAAGUUGCAGAAAAGCGUGCGUCUUUAUACUGAUAAACAUUUCGAGAACAUAGGCAACAUCUUCACAAAUCUUUAUGAAGACAGUUUAUUGACAGAUUGCAUUUUGUAUUGCAAAGAUGGAUCUUUGAAGGCACAUAAAGUUAUUUUAGCAGCAAGUAGCCGGUACUUUAGGCAAGUUUUCAUUGAACAUAACGACGACAAUGCUAUUUUUAUGUAUGGCAUCUCGUACAGUCAGCUCAAAAAGUUGAUCGAGUUAAUUUAUCGUGGUAGUAUUGACAUUCCUAAUGACUGUUUUGAUUCCGUUUAUGGAUUAUGUGAGGAAUUAAAAAUUACAGGUGUUAAUAUAGAAUCUACUGAAACAAGAACAAAUGGCGCUGGAAGGGAUACAAGAUAUAGAGGUCAAAAACGGGUUGCCGUGGAUUAUGAACACAAUAAGGACAAUACUUUUGUUUCUUCAACACCGUUAAAGAGUACGGCUGAAAGAAGGAGUAGUUCCAGUUCAGAAAAGUCACUGUCACUCAAAGAAUCAGAAAUCGAAAUAGAGUGUGAGAAUACUCCGGGCCAAUCCGAUCCUAAACCCGAUAUCGAAAACUCGAAAGAAGAGUCAAAUUAUACCGAUCAAGAUGGUUUGGACGAUCAGGAACACACAAGCGCUUGGGCGCGAAAAGAGAGGAAAUUUAAAUGCGAUAUAUGUCCCAGUAGUUUUAAGAGAGCUUCACAUUUAAACAGGCAUCAACUGGUACAUACCGGGGAAAGACCGUUCGCUUGUGAUCAGUGCGACAAGGCAUUUUCGAGACAUGACAAACUCAAACAUCAUAUACAUAAAACUCAUGAAUUGGGGGCGCUUAACGAAGCUCUAGGACCAGAUUCUCUUUACACCAUAGAUCGAGUGGAUAUUUUAACACCGGAAACAAAUAUUGUGGAACCACAAAAAUUCGUAACCCCCGAGCCAGUAAUUCCAACUAUUUCUUCAGUAUCAUCGGUGGAAUUGCCCGAACAGCCGCAGAAAAAGAGAGGAAGGCCUCGAAAAUAUCCGCCAUCUGCCAAGCCACUCGUUAAAAGACCAAGAGGGAGACCAAGAAUCAAACCUGAUGUUGCUCCUCACUUAAACAAAAGGCCUCGAGGUAGACCGCGUGUCAAGCGUAUUGGUGGUUCAUUGGAUAGAGGAACAUAUCAGUAUCUCAGCAGCGAUUUCGACAGCAUCGGUUACCUUCCAAAAUCCCAUCCGACUCCCAGUGAACUAGAAUCCAGCCAAGAGAUGAUGUCAGAUUUAGCGAAUAACGUAGAUAUGAUGACCCACGAACAAGGAAUUAUGGAACCGUUGGUAGAGAUCAAAACUGAUAACACAGAUACAGAAAUUUGUGCUAAACAAGAGAAAAUCCAACCACAAACUUCGACGAAUUCUUUUUUCGAAAAUAUCGGUUUAUUUGAAAAUACGACGACGAUAGCCAAAAUAGGAGAAUGUACCAUUUCGGUAGCUACAAGUUGUCCGAACAUCAGUGCAGUUAAUACAGGGGGCAAUACAAAUAACUAAUGUUAAUAUUAGUUUAGCUGGUUGAGGUAGUUUUGAUUCCAGCAGGUUUUCAUUCUUCUAAAAUUACCGAACAGUUUAUUUUAUCAUAUUAACUUAGCAGUUGAAGUAUUUUUGGAUAACCUUGUGUUUUAUAUUUAAUAUUGAUGGGGGGGAAAAGGUGAUUUCGGUUUUUUCUCACUAUUAGUCAUUCUUAUGUAAGUCUAUGCGGAAAUGUACAUGCUCCAGACUUCUUUUGAAACCAGUUUCACACUAUUAAGGUAUUGUUUGGAAAACUGGAAUAAAUUAUAGUUUCUUAGAGCAGCAAACUUGCUGUUUCCAUUAAAUCGGUUUCGAAACGAAAAAAGUUCUAUUACGAAUUUACAAUUUAGGAUUUUCUGGUAAAUUCAGCCUCCGGAUAAUCUCUUCGUCGAUAUACGGUUCUUUUUCCCUCCUGGUUCAACAUAAAAAACAGAUUUAAAAAUUAUAAUCGAGAUACAAAUCUGAGAUAUCAUUAAUAUAAUAUUUGACUAAAAAAAAAUAGUUUUUCAGCAUUUUCAAAUCCCAGUUGGUUGAUUAAUUAGCUGUUUAUAAUUCCAAAGGUGGAAAACACCAUUUCCACAUCAACUUAAAAAGCUAGAGCUACGAACUGGAAAAAUUUUUGACUGUUCCUCUGUACUAAUACAUCACUCUAGUAGUUUUCACUAUUUCUUCAACAAACAUCACACUUACAAAUGGUUUCCACUUUCAUUUAAACUAUCACUGUUUCAGGUUAGCUUUGAUAUUAUUAUUUAAAUAAAACACGAUUAGUUUUGAGAACACGUUUUACUUCGAUCUUCUAUAUGUUCUAACCUAACUAUCUAAGGCUCCCGCUUCCCAACUGUCACUUGCCAGAUGACCAUAGAACAUUCAAGCUAGUACAUGGCACUGUGAAGUGUCAUAUACGUAACAAUCACUGUUGGCAAAACUGAAGCAGCAUAGUGAUUUUGUACUUUCUCUAAAACACUUUCUUCUUCUUCUUCAUCUGCUGUUUGAAUUGGAACUAAUAAAAAGCCAAAAAAAUAACUAGGGAACAUUGACACUUCAACAUUUGGCUCAUAUUGAAAUCAAUUUCUUGAAAUUUAGCCCCAAGUCUUUACACUGUAGACAAAUUUAUAUUAUAUCUUUGUAAAGUAUCCAGAUAUUGGUCUCAAAAUUCAUUAAUCUCUUCACUUUCUGCUCGACCCUUCGUUUUUUAAUUCUUCCACCUAUGUUUUCCAUAUCGACGUUCAUAUUAACCUUAUUGUUCUCUCAAGAGCCUCCUCGAGCUCCAUCUCAUAGUGUUUAUACGAAGGCCGCUUUUUUUUAACAUUCAAGCGCCAGUCGGCGUUGUGCUGCAACAAGUCCCGCCAAGUGUGAUUCGUUUUCUACAUGCUGAGAGCCAGAGUGCUGCAGAAAUCCAUCGGAGAAUGAGUCUUGUGUAUGGGGAAAACUUCAUGAGUGAUGGUGUGCAUGAUGAAGGGAUCCAAGGACGCAAAUCUAUCGUUUCAGACGAUCGGGUCGUACUCGAUGCAUGCCAAGCUAUGAACCUCGUAUCUGUUUACCUACCGCUUUAAAUACAAAAAUCCUAUCGUGUCUUAGGGACACUUGGGACGCUUAACUAUGACGUUGGUUCCCAUUAAAAGCGAUUAGUGAACAAUAAAUAUUAACGAUUACAAUAGUAAUUAGAGGUUAGGUAGGUAGAUUUAUGAUUCUUAACAGACACAUCAAUAUAAGACAAAAGUUAGGUUAGGGAAAAGAGUAGUAUCUCUGUCUAGGUUACAUUCGUGCUAUGUUGCCAGAUGUCAGAACAGACCAGUGUAGUUCGAUAGAGCAAUUUUUGAAUGAAUGACUUAUUACUUUGUCCUCUACACUGUAAUCUACCAAAUUUUUAAUAUACUGGUUUUAUUAAUUCGGAAUUAUUAGAAAAAAACCGAAAUAAUUUUUUACCCUUUCUAUUAUUUUCAAUUGCGAAACUUUAUAUUCAUUUUCUGAUGAAAUAUACUUGAACUGUUACGUUUCUACUAUUAUAUAGAAGAUUUUUGCUACUUCUGUGUUCCUCUUUUCAAAUAAAUAACCAAUAAUAAGUUCUUACAUUGAAAAAUGUAUUCAACAAUUUUCUAAUGAGUUUUUAUAUUAUUUAUUGAUAUUAGUUUCACUGUUCACUAAAUAUACAAAAUAUUUUUUACAAUAUUUAGAGUUUUUUUUUUAAUUUUCAAUAACCAAACGUUGUCUCAAGAUCUUUUUGUAAUCAUAACUAUUAACUUUUUGAUUAAAAUCGUUUAAUAUUAAUAUUUUAUGUUAUGUAAAGUUGUUUAAAUUAAAUUUAGUUUAAAAAA
Diorhabda sublineata is the source of this 4208-nucleotide messenger RNA. Its product is annotated as zinc finger and BTB domain-containing protein 14-like. Gene Ontology annotation, cellular component: nucleus. The record is from RefSeq and is a predicted model, not a curated record. Gene Ontology annotation, molecular function: DNA binding; protein binding. NCBI's taxonomy places the organism in Eukaryota, Metazoa, Arthropoda, Insecta, Coleoptera, Chrysomelidae. The transcript has 9 exons. Gene Ontology annotation, biological process: regulation of transcription by RNA polymerase II. Bases 340 to 1875 code for a protein of 511 amino acids.